Molecule: messenger RNA, 4630 nt
Organism: Ceraceosorus bombacis
Lineage: Eukaryota; Fungi; Basidiomycota; Exobasidiomycetes; Ceraceosorales; Ceraceosoraceae
Source: the annotation of a GenBank genome assembly
AUGCCGACUCGCACCGACGAAGCGGAAGCGGCAGGCAAGAGCGUUUGGACAGCCGAGCUACGUGUACACAGCCACACCGGCUCGGUGCUCGUCUCAAAGCCUCUCUACGAUCUUUUGCGAGCGGAUGAGUUGGACGAGCCAGGUAAGAGGAAUGCGAGCAAAGAGGAUGCGCAGCCGGGCGAUCAGGCGGCUGUCAAUGGGGAUCAAGCAGUGCGAGUGCGCGAAUCGCAGCAAGCGCUCGAGGACGUCGCUGCAUCUGUUUCCUUCCACGAAGGCUCCUCCGCGUUCGAUCUGCGCUCGCUAGUGGUGCUCGCUGAGCGCGCAAUCGAAGAAGAUGAGGAGAAUGCGAAAGACGUGAGUGGCGAAGCGCACAAUGCUGAGAGCAGUGUGCCCCUGCUGAUGCUUGCGUUAUCUUUGCUCGCAUCGCUCGCAUCGCUCCAGCUCGCCAUCUCCAUCCCGGAAUCCUUAGCUGUCCAGCAUCUCUCUUCGAUCAGCACAUCGUCCCAUGUGCUCGUCCAGUCAACCUCCGCAAUCAUCCUCUCUCGCGUCCUCCUCAGCAUAUCCGAUGAUCAGACUUUCGAAGCUGCAAGCCAAUCUUCCCAGCUGCUCCGCGACGCUUUGCAUGGGUCUAUUGCGAGGCAGGGAGAAACGCUGUAUGUUCAGGUCGAGGGUGGUGGAACUCUUGCGCUGAAUGUGGUCAUGACCGAGCCCGUGCUUCAGGGGGCCAUCUUCACCCGCUUCACGACGACGCAGGACAAGAGGCGCUCAACGGAGCUGCUCGUCACGUACGAUCAAGACUCCCGGCAUACGUCCAGUGGCAGCGCGAAGAACGAGCAGCCAAGCCAGCGACCUGUAGCGAUUGAUCAGUCCCGGCUUUACCAACAGUCUCGUCCUCAAGAGGACCACCUCUUGAUUGAUGAGCGCUUCCUCGCAAAUUCAGUCUUGGACGAUUUCGACAGCGACGAUGAGUUUGGGGCCGGCCCAGACGCAGCGCCCGCCGGUCGUGCGAACGGCCUCGAUCGCCGUCUGAGAGGUGCACCUGCCGAAGGCGAACCAGGCGCCUCUCCCAGCUUGUUUGCUAGCUCUUCUCGCUUACAGCCCCUUAUUCAGCACGAUCGAUCGACAACACUGCAAGCCAUAUCAUCCUGGCGAGGACGCUUGCCUGAGGGCGAGCGAGGAGAAGAUGUAGAUGAGGAGCUAGCAAUCUUGUUGGACGAGCAGACGCUGGCUUCCGUUGGUGCAUUCGAUGGAGACUGGGCGGUUGCGGAGCUCGAAGGACAAGGUGUCACACGGAUUGCUCGCCUCUUUGCAUCUCCCCGACCCAUCUCACCGCCACCUGUCGCAGAUCUAGACGAAGCCAGUUCGAGCACGGCGACGACGCUUGGCGCCCUGGCACUGCUUCCUCCAAUGUUCUUGCAGAAUCUGCACCGGCCAGCGCAUUUUGAUCCUGCUCGACUUGCUUCGCGCGUUUUGUUGCUGCGGCCUUGUCCCUCUCCGCCAAGAUCCAGUCUGGGAGACUCGAGAACACACAACAUGCCGCUAUCGUGUCCUUUGCCUCUCCCCUUUGCCGACGCUCUCACCAUCUCGCGCGUUGCUGGCCCGCUCAGUAUCAAUAGGGCAUACCAGCCCAUCUUUCUCGAUGCCCUAAGAAGGUAUUUCGAGGGGAGAUCUCGAGUUGUGCGAUUAGGUGAUAUCAUCGCUGUAGGUAUAGACGAGGGGCGUGUGCGAUGGGUCAACACCAAAACAAAAACGUCUGAUGAAGCAGAGGACAAGGGGGCGGAAGGCGAUCAGGAAGACGACAAAGCCCCCGACUUUGAGUGAGUUGGACCGCCGCUUGAUACCGCGCUACGCUAUGCGCCGUGGCUCACCUACAGCCUCACCUCCAUUUCAGUCUGCCGACAGUCACCGAGCCUGCUGAAGACACUGCCAUAGUGUACUUCAGGAUAGCCAGCCUCACUCCCGAGCUUUUCAGACCGCCAGGAACCGAUGCGGCCUCGAUCAACGAAGCAGAAGCGUCCAUCCGCUUAGCGGCACAGAAUGGCGAGAUUGGAUGCGUUGUGGAACCAACGCUGAGCAAGAUGAUCCAGACCGGCGUGGACAAGUCUAGAGUUGCAGACGCUUACGGCUGGCUCUCCAUCAAAAGCCGCGUGCCGCCUCCUCCUUUGCACAAUGCGGCGCUGCAAAGCGCCAAAAGUGCGUAUCGCCAAUUGACGGAUCUUGUGCAAGCGACCUUGAGCUCGCGCACAACUAGCUACGACCUGCAUUUGAGCGCCAUCAUCAAGGGUGCUCGCGGCACUGGCAAACGAACACUGGCACACUGGGUAGCUCGAGGUACGGGAGUGCCGCUUUUGGAAAUCAGCUGCUACGAGCUGGUUGCGGACACGGACGCCAGGACGGAAGGAAUGCUGAGGGCUCGUUUCGAGCAGGCGGCUUCUUGCGGACCAGCGAUUCUGUUGCUGCGGAAUGUGGAAGCUCUAGCACGCAAAAGCCAAGCUAUGGAAUCGGGACAAGAGCCCGCAAUGGUGGGCGCUCUCCGAGACUGCAUGGAGCAGCUCAAGCGGUCAACCAGCUCGACACAAGGCACGCCUACUUGGCCGGUCUCUGUUUUUGCGACGACCAGCGAGCCUGAAAAGUGUCCCACAGGCGUCCUGGCCUGCUUCAAGCACGAGGUGGAGAUUUCGGUGAGUAUCGUUGACCCGAUUGUCACCUCAUGCCGGGUGGUAUGGCAGGCCAGCAGCAUAAAAUUUCUGACGCAUUCCCCUCAUCCAGGCACCGUCCGAGGACGAGCGUCUGUCAAUCUUGCAGUCGACAUUGCAAAGGUCCGUGCUUGGACCAGACGCCAGUCUAAAAUCCAUUGCCACCCAGACCGCGGCGCUUGUCGCUGCGGAUCUGGUCGACCUGGCUGAACGAGCUCGUGAGGCUGCGGUCCAACGCGCGAUUGGUACCCCGUGAGUCGCUCGACGGUCAGUCCAUCAGACCCUCUGCUGGACAGCCCCACUGACGCUACCUUUCGGCCACGCGCGUAGCACGUGGCACGCAGCGAAGGCAUCAGAUCGUGACAUUGUUCUGGCUGGCCUUGCGCUUAACGGUGCGGAUUUUGAAGCUGCUCUCGGUAAAGCGCGCGCUAACUACAGCGAGAGCAUCGGCGCUCCAAAGAUUCCAAACGUUACUUGGGACGACGUCGGUGGUCUCGCGAGCGUAAAGGACGAUAUCCUCGAUACCAUACAGCUGCCGCUCGAUCAUCCCGAGCUGUUCAGCGACGGCCUCAAGAAGCGCAGUGGUGAGUGCCAUGCAUUGCUGUCUGCCCCCAUCGUCGCUGAUCUGUGCACCCCGCACGCCCACAGGCAUCCUCUUGUAUGGUCCGCCCGGAACGGGCAAGACUUUGCUUGCGAAAGCUGUAGCGACGUCGUGCUCGCUCAAUUUUUUCAGCGUCAAAGGUCCAGAACUAUUGAAUAUGUACAUUGGGGAGUCGGAAGCCAACGUGCGACGCGUCUUUCAGCGUGCAAGGGACGCCAAGCCUUGCGUCAUCUUUUUUGACGAGUUGGACAGCGUUGCGCCCAAGAGGGGCAAUCAGGGAGACUCGGGUGGCGUAAUGGACAGAAUCGUUUCGCAAUUGCUUGCGGAGCUCGACGGCAUGUCUGGAAGUUCGGAGGGCAGCGAUGUGUUCGUCAUUGGCGCGACGAACCGCCCCGACUUGUUGGACCCUGCUUUGCUGCGCCCCGGACGGUGAGUGCUGCUGGUAUCCAGCUCCGAGAGCAAUGAUCUCGAUGCUGACGUUCGCGAGUCACCAUUUGAUCCAGCUUUGAUCGGCUGCUGUACCUUUCAGUGUCAGAGACGCACGCUGCUCAGCUCAACAUCCUUCAAGCCCUCACCCGAAAGUUCAAAUUGGAUGCAGAGCUUUCAUUAGGGGACAUUGCCGAGCAGUGCCCCUUCAACUUGACAGGAGCAGACUUUUACGCGCUGUGCAGCGAUGCGAUGCUCAAAGCCAUGACGCGUAAAGCGAGCGAAGUCGAUGGCAAGAUAGGUGAGCCGAACACGUGUCUCGCAAGUCUCCUCAUACGUCUUGCUGACCUUGGAACAAUCUUUACCACUUUCAGCGGAGCUCAACGCGCAACCUCCGCCCUACGACUUCCCGCAUCCUAUGACGCCACAAUACUACCUGGCCGAAAGGGCUUCAGCUUCGGAUGUAGAGGUCCGCGUCUCGCGCGUCGACUUCGAGGCGGCGCUCAGAGAGCUGAGCCCUUCGGUCAGCGAAGCGGAAAUGGCACACUACCGCGAGGUCCAAGCGAAAUUCAGCAAGCCGCCUGAGGAAAGGGAUGCGGAGGAAAAGCAACACGCCGGACUGCCAGCGCCGAACGGCAAGGCUUCCGGUCGCACCGACGACGAUCUGGUGCGUGCCCUGCGGCAAUUAGGUGUCGAUGCGAGCAAUGAGCGCGGUGAGCUAGCCCCGCCCAUGCAAAAUGGAAGAAGCAAUGGGCACCAAGCGCAUGCCAACGGAGGGAGUGCUACAGGUAGUGUAGCGAUCGAAAACGCAGGCGAGCAGCAGAACAAUUCCAAAUCUGACGAUGCGAUGGGACAUGCCGCUCCUCGCAAGAUGGCUAAAGGCAAAGGAAAAGCGAGAGCGGAGUAA